AUGUGUUCUGGGAAAGGCCAGAUGAAAGAAUGUCUGUGGGACGGCCUAGAAAAAGGUGGAAAGAUGCAGUCAAAGAAAAUCUGGAGAUAUUGGGAGCGAAGACUCACGAAGAGUUGUAAACCAUUAAUGAUGAUGAUGCAAUCGCUCCGUCAGAAGUGUAGAUGCCAUGAUGAUGAUAGUUGGCUAGUAAAGGUGUUUACUGCUACUGAAGGUGAAGGUUUAGUCGCUGAUAUCACUUGUGGGAAAAGAAAAGCACCAACUAGAACAGGUAGGGUAGUAGGUGGUGAAAAUGCAGAAAAGGCUGAAUUUCCUUGGUUGGUUUCCUUAACAAGAAGAGGAGGACAUUUCUGUGGUGGAACCAUUAUCUCAGAAAAGUUUGUGUUGACUGCAGGACAUUGCCUUUGCACAGGAAUAGAUCAAGAUAUUCUACAAGCUUCCUCCAUAAAAAUAACAGUAUCCCAGUAUGAUCUAACUAUCAAAAAUACUGAUGCAUAUCAAGUAAGUGUUAAAGCCAUAACUAUUCAUCCUGGAUAUGUUUGUGGGAAGCCGAAAGACGAUAUAGCAUUACUCGAGUUGGAGAAUACGUUAACAUGGUCUAAUAGUGCUCUUCCAGCAUGCUUACCGAGUUCUAAGAGCGGAGAUGACUACACCAGUUUGCUAGCUGUAGUUGCUGGUUGGGGCUGGACCAAUGAAGUUACUGAUAAAGGAGGACGUGCAGAUAUUAUGCAAAAAGCUAAACUCGCUAUUAUUAGCCUAGACAAGUGUAGGGAAUGGUACAAAUCGCAGGGUAAAACUACUAAAAUAAAAGACAACCACAUUUGUGCAGGUUACGAACAUGGUGGAGUCGACUCAUGUUGGGGUGACAGUGGUGGUCCGUUAAUGCUAGAUAUGGAUCAUUCAGAAGACCAAACAAUGGUAAUUGGUGUGGUUUCCACUGGAAUAGGGUGUGCCAGACCCUAUUUACCAGGACUUUAUACCAGAAUUUCUGACUACAUUUCUUGGAUUGAAGAAGUGGUAGAGAAAUAAAUCGACUAAUCUGUGAUAAUUUGUGAUAUUAAGUUUAAGAUUUUUAUUUGUUUCCUAUUGUUGAAAUAUUUUGUGUAAUUUCCUUUUGUCGCUAGAAAUUAUG
Diabrotica virgifera virgifera (western corn rootworm) is the source of this 1129-nucleotide messenger RNA. RefSeq names its product trypsin-1. Gene Ontology annotation, molecular function: serine-type endopeptidase activity. The transcript has 5 exons. Lineage: Eukaryota; Metazoa; Arthropoda; Insecta; Coleoptera; Chrysomelidae. The record is from RefSeq and is a predicted model, not a curated record. Gene Ontology annotation, biological process: proteolysis. The coding region runs from base 1 to 1026 and encodes 341 amino acids.